AUGGGCGACGCGGUCGAGUUCGACGUGCCCGCGCUCGACGACGACCUGUUGAAGGAUCGUGCGCGUACCUUUGUAGAAUUUCUCGAUGAUCAGAGCGGCGAGACAGACUACCGGAGUGCGGUGCGGCGCAUGCUGAGCACGGACGGCCGGCGGCUUGUCGUGAGCCUCGACGACGUGCGGACGUACAACCGCGAGUACGCCGAUGGGCUGCUGAACGAUCCCAACGGCUUCAUGCCGCCGUUUGAGAACGCACUCAAGGUGCUGGUCGACCAGCUGCACGACCCGCUGAAGGACGACAUCAAAGGGAAGCAGUACCACAUUGGACUGCGGGGCAGCUUUGGCGACCACCACGUGAAUACGCGUAUGCUGCGCAGCUUUUACCUCGGCAAGAUGAUCAGCUUGGAAGGCAUCGUGACACGGUGCUCGCUCGUGCGUCCCAAGAUCAUGGAGUCGGUGCACUACUGCCCGGCGACCGAGCGCUUCCACAUGCGCGAGUACCGCGACGCGACAAUGUACGGCUCGGGCCCUCCCACCUCGAGCACGUACCCCACGACAGACGAGAGCGGGAACCGCCUCGUGACCGAGUACGGUCUGAGCGUCUUUCGCGACCACCAGAUGAUUUCCAUCCAAGAGAUGCCCGAGCGUGCGCCGCCGGGCCAGCUGCCGCGCAGCGUCGACGUGGUGAUGGACGACGACCUCGUGGACCAGUGCAAGCCCGGCGACCGUAUCCAGCUGGUCGGCAUGUACAAGUCGCUCGGCAACCGCGUCGGCCAGAGCACGACGUCGACCUUCCGCACGCUCAUGGUCGGCAACUAUUUGAACAUGCUCGCCAACAAAGCAGGCGGCGGCUUUGCGUCCAUUCCUCUGAGCGACCUCGAUAUCCGCAACAUUAACAAGAUCGCAAAGCGGCGCAACGUCUUUGAGCUGCUGUCGCAGUCCUUGGCGCCGUCCAUCUUUGGCAUGGAGUAUGUCAAGCGCGCCGUGCUGCUUAUGCUCCUCGGCGGCCUCGAAAAAAACCUGCCCAACGGCACGCACAUCCGUGGCGACAUUAAUAUCCUCAUGGUCGGCGACCCCUCGACGGCCAAAAGCCAGGUGCUGCGCUUUGUGCUGAACACGGCGCCGCUGGCGAUUGCGACGACCGGCCGUGGCAGCAGCGGUGUCGGUCUUACGGCUGCCGUGACGACCGACCGCGAAACCGGCGAGCGCCGCCUCGAGGCCGGUGCGAUGGUGCUUGCCGACCGCGGCGUGGUGUGCAUUGACGAGUUUGACAAGAUGUCGGACGUGGACCGUGUCGCGAUCCACGAGGUGAUGGAGCAGCAGACGGUGACGAUCGCCAAGGCCGGCAUCCACACGACGCUCAACGCGCGGUGCUCGGUCGUGGCGGCUGCGAACCCCAUCUAUGGCCAGUACGACGUGCACAAAGAGCCGAACAAGAACAUUGCGCUCCCCGACUCGCUUCUCUCGCGUUUCGACUUGCUCUUUGUCAUUACCGACGACGUGAACGAGGAGCGCGACCGCCGCAUCUCGGAGCACGUCCUGCGCAUGCACCGCUACGUGCAGCCCGGCCAGCCGAUCGGCGCGCCGGCCAAGGACAACCUCGACCAGGUGCUGGACGUCGGCGGCGGCGAGCAGGACGCCGAGGCGGAUGCGCCGGAGAACGAGUCGCCCUUUGAGAAGUACAACCCUUUGCUGCACGUCGGCAUUUCCGGCGUCAGCGACGAGCGCAAAGAGGUGCUCACGACGCUCUUUGUGAAAAAGUACAUCCAGUACGCCAAGUCGCGCAUCACCCCGAUGCUCACAAAAGGCGCCGCCGACUGGAUCACGAAUGUCUAUGCCAACCUGCGCAACGACGAGAUGGCCGGCACGCAGCGCAAGACCGCGCCGCUCACCGCACGUACGCUCGAGACGCUCAUCCGUCUCGCGACGGCCUACGCCAAGGCGCGGCUCAGCCCCCGUGUCGAGGAGCGCGAUGCCGAGGCGGCCGAGGAGAUUCUCCGCUAUGCGCUAUUCAAAGAGGUCAUGCGUACACGCCGCGGCGGCAAGCGCCAAAAGACGCACCGCGACGGCGACGAGGACGACGACGAGGACGACGACGAGGACGACGAGAUGGACCAGGACGAGGCCGAGCGAGCGCUCGGUGGCCAGACGCAGACCGCCUACGCGACCCGGCAGGCGACGCAGCACGCCACCGAAGCCUCGCUCGCGGACGCCGCGCGCGAGCUCGAUGCCAUGACGCAGCCCCUGCUCGCCGAGGCGCAGGCGCGGGCGCCUGCGCGUCUCGGCCCCUUCCGCGAGCGCGUCGCGCACGCGCUCAGUGGUCCGUUUGCCGAGCGCGAGUACGUCGACCUUGCAUCGCUGCUGGACGUCGUCAACCAGUCCUCUGCGCCGCCCUUCACCCCCGACGAGGCGCGCGCGGCGCUCGCGUCGAUGAGCGACGCGAGCGAAAUUAUGUACGCAGAGGACGUCGUGUACAAGAUUUAG
Molecule: messenger RNA, 2481 nt
Organism: Malassezia japonica
Lineage: Eukaryota; Fungi; Basidiomycota; Malasseziomycetes; Malasseziales; Malasseziaceae
Gene: MCM3
Product: DNA helicase
Exons: 2
Coding region: 1-2481 (826 amino acids)
Biological process (GO): mitotic DNA replication initiation; DNA strand elongation involved in DNA replication; DNA replication
Cellular component (GO): nucleus; MCM complex
Molecular function (GO): single-stranded DNA binding; ATP binding; ATP hydrolysis activity
Source: RefSeq, a predicted model, not a curated record